UAAUAUAUGUACUGCAGAAACUUGAAAAAAAAAAAAAACAAAAUUAUCUAUUAUCUGUCUGUAGAUAUAGAUUAUUUUGGGACACGACUGUCUCCUCUCAGUCUCUCUGUUCGCUUUCUACAAAACGAAGAGCGUGGAAGAAAGAAUGCGUACUAAGCUUCGAGAAGUUUUAUAUUUUACGUACGUAUCUCAAUUUUUGAGUCAGAUAAGGCAAUGUAAAAACAAACCCAGUAGCGGUUAGAAAAAAUAAAGCGCCCUAUGAAUUUAAACUUUUUUGGGCUCUGUUUUACGAAUUGCUACCAUGCAAAAAUUGGAAUGUUUGAAUUUACAACUACUGCGCAGUGAGCGCGACGGAAUAGAUUUAUCGUCUAGCAAGUGAAUUUAGCGCUGUAUAGCUUUUUCGGCCCUAGUUUGAUUGCGACCUCGUGCGAUACCACGUACCGCUUGUGUGCAUCCGAACAAAUUUUAUUAAAUUUAAUAUUCUGUGACUGCAAUAAAAUUUAGCAUAUUUAUUUUAUUUUAUUAUCGUUUGCCUAAUAAAUAACAAAUAAUAAUAAAAGAAUUAUAAUUUCAGACUUGAUACUUGCUGGUUUUUGUAUCUCGGAGUAGAAUUCAAUCGCAUUAGAAAUAAUAAAAAGAAUCAAAAAAAGACUCAAAAACGAUGAGUCUUUCAGUUCGUAUGUUGAGUUUGUUUCGUAAGACUAAAAUGUGUGACUUAGAUCUGAAAAAAGUUGCGGUUGAACAGCAAGAGCUGAAAAUUUCACCUGUACACAAUACAAAUACAACAGUAAAAACAGCUACGUUCGGUAUGGGUUGUUUUUGGGGCGCAGAAUCGCUUUACGGUGGCACCAAAGGUGUUUUACGUACUACAGUCGGGUAUGCUGGUGGUUCCACAAAUAUACCGACAUACCGUAAUAUUGGUGAUCAUACUGAAGUACUGGAAAUCGAUUAUGACCCAAAUGUUAUAUCAUUCAAACAACUUUUACAUUUGUUUUGGAAUAAUCAUGAAUAUGGUUUAACUACAAAAGUGAAACAACAAUAUAUAUCACUCAUUUUAUAUCAUGACGAAGAACAAAAAAGUAUUGCGGAAGCAUCUAAAGAAGAACAAAAAAAGAAGCGUGCGCCAGAGGUUUUGAUAACGAAGAUUUGUGAGAAAAAAACUUUCUAUCCAGCUGAAGAUUAUCAUCAGAAAUACAGAUUGCAAGGACAUAAGGAUCUAACAAAAUCAUUAAAUUUGAAUUCAAAAUUGCUAUUAACUUCUUAUGUAGCCACAAAACUCAAUGGAUACUUAGCUGGUGUAGGUGGUUUGGCUCAAUUUAAUGCUGAAGCAGAUACAUUGGGAUUGACACCAAGCCAAAAAUCAUAUUGUUCCUAUUAUACUGAAAAAAAUGAAGGAGGCGGACUAUACUGUUAAUUUAUUUUUAAACAAUAGCCUAUUGAAAAAAAUUAUAGUUUUAAAUUUUGUUUCGGGUUGUUUUUUAUA
Teleopsis dalmanni is the source of this 1483-nucleotide messenger RNA. It is a transcript of the gene MsrA, whose product is annotated as peptide methionine sulfoxide reductase. The coding region runs from base 662 to 1414 and encodes 250 amino acids. Lineage: Eukaryota; Metazoa; Arthropoda; Insecta; Diptera; Diopsidae. The transcript has 3 exons. Gene Ontology annotation, molecular function: peptide-methionine (S)-S-oxide reductase activity. The record is from RefSeq and is a predicted model, not a curated record.